Limanda limanda (common dab) is the source of this 2094-nucleotide messenger RNA. Its product is annotated as serine/threonine-protein kinase LMTK2-like. The transcript has 3 exons. The record is from RefSeq and is a predicted model, not a curated record. NCBI's taxonomy places the organism in Eukaryota, Metazoa, Chordata, Actinopteri, Pleuronectiformes, Pleuronectidae. Bases 29 to 961 code for a protein of 310 amino acids.
CCUCCAGUUCUGGACAUCUUCAGGUCAGAUGACGCUGGAUGAUGAGAAGCGGCAGCUGACCACGUGUAUCCCCGACCAACCAGCUCUUAACUUGUGGAGGAACAUUGAACGCAGAUCAAGCCCAUGGUCAUCAUCCUUCCCUCUCUCUCCUCAGCGCUGUUGUCUUCUAGAGGCGCCUCUCCAGCACUCAGCAUUAACUUCUUCUGUCUCAGAGUGUCCAAAGGAUACUUCAUGGAAAACACUUUUCUUAAAUAUGUGGGACAUUUUCACUUUGAUCACAAGGAAUGUAAAUUUAACAAGCCAGCAUCAUGUUCUUACAAUGAAUCACCCAAAUAGGUUGAUCAUCUUCUGCGAUGAGGAUAUACCCGUGCAGCUUUAUAAGGGCAUAAGCAGCACUCAAGAUUGCAGGACAAUUACAGGAGCUACUGGUUGUAGUGAUAACAACAAUGUGUCAAGUUAUUUAAAAAAUGCCUAUUUGCCCUCUGAUCUCAACAAUAACUCUGAGGAGGAUCCCAGUGAAGUCUUUCAUGGGGAUAAUCUUAAUAUAAGUACCCGUAAAAGUCUUUUAAAAUCCUAUCAAAACUACAAUUGUCCAGGAGAGUCAUCCAAAAGGGACAGGAAACUGAGGAGGAGUGUGUCCUUCGAUGAUGACGUCACGGUCUUACUGUUUGAUCAGGAGGGUCCCACCAUGAAGCUGCGCCCUGAGCCCUCCACAUCUCUGCCAAACACCGCUUCCUUCAACCUGCCAGAUGUCCCAUUAGACGACUGUGGCCUGGAGUGGGAAGACGACUUCUCAGCUCUGGAGUGGAGCUGGCACCUCCAGCGCAUCAGUCGCUCUCUGCACUCCACCCUUUCCCCGUCAACACCGAGCUGGACUGCUGCGUCCAGGCCGCAGCGUUACCUGCCGUCUCAAACCUGCCUCUUCCUCACCCAUGUCGCUGAGUCAGACCUCGAGCUGUGAGAUAAACAGCCGGUGACACAGACACAGACACACACACAUACACGCACACACACUGAGCUACAGGUGUUCAUGUCUAUGACACAGUGGCAGUCAAACACCUUUCUAUCAAGCUGCUGCCUUCAGCCAAAGGCCACCUCACUGUCACCAUGGCCCAUGUGACAUCCACGCUUGUUUUUCUUUCAGACGGCCAGCCUUGGUCUAAUGGAAAAACUGACUAAUCGUCCAGAUCUACGUCCUCUUCACCUCUUCCGACUCAUCUACCCCCACCUCCCUCCUCUUUUACGAUGAGUCAGGGAUUGUAAUGGCUUUUUCCCUUUUUUUUCUCUUUCAUUCUCUCUCUCUCGGCCCCAAAUGGAUUCAAAGCACCUGCUGUUCAUGACAUCACAGCGCUGCAGGACUGUGUGACAGUGCAUUCAGCUUGAACAGUUGACACAACCACUGGCUUGAUGAUGUGAAAAAAACAGCGGGUUGCAUAACAGCGCUGGUACCUUUCCAGCUGCAGGCCUCUUUGGGAGCUGCUUUUUAUGCCAGGUUGCGUCCUUGGACCUGAGCGAUGAAACAGAGAUAUAUAUAAUGUCACUUCCAACUUUUAAUAAGUCAUAGUUUUAACGUGUCUGAAACCGAAUUCUACGUUUAAAUGGGUUGGAUUCAAGAAAGUCCCGGUUUAUCUUGUUGGGAUGUUGUUUCUACAGUUUGUUUUGCUCAAACAGAACAUGCUUGUGGAGGCCCUGUUUGCCUGCCUCAUUACUGAAGUGUAUUCAGCCCCGAAUGUAUCAGAGGCUGUGGCUGAAUAAACAGUGUGAGCCUUAGGGGCCAAAGGAGGCAGAAACUGAACAAACUCAAAGUAAAAGAUAAUGUUUCCACAGAGUGCCGGCAUCAGCGAGGUUCGGUUGAUUAGAUACAGUGUACCUGAUGAGCAGAGGAAAGCUGGCAGGACCAGUCUUCACAAACAAACACACACAAACACACACACACACACAUACACACAGACACACACUCACACUCACAAAGCUCAAGGACACAUACGCUAAAAGUGUUUGUUUUCUCAGAGCUGGGAGAAACACACAUGUAAAGAGUGUUAUUGUUGUUAAAACUACAUUAUAUUUUAACAUCACUUUUAAUGUAAAAGCCAA